Molecule: messenger RNA, 2395 nt
Organism: Notothenia coriiceps (black rockcod)
Lineage: Eukaryota; Metazoa; Chordata; Actinopteri; Perciformes; Nototheniidae
Product: dynamin-2
Exons: 7
Coding region: 24-719 (231 amino acids)
Biological process (GO): receptor internalization; synaptic vesicle budding from presynaptic endocytic zone membrane
Cellular component (GO): microtubule; plasma membrane; synapse
Molecular function (GO): GTPase activity; microtubule binding
Source: RefSeq, a predicted model, not a curated record
UUUUGUGUUUGACUCUGAUCAGGAUGGUGCAGCAGUUUGGUGUGGACUUUGAGAAGUGUAUUGAGGGCUCAGGGGACCAGGUGGACACCAACGAGCUGUCGGGGGGCGCAAAGAUUAACCGCCUCUUCCACGAACGCUUCCCCUUCGAACUGGUCAAGAUUGUGUUUGAUGAGAAGGAGCUAAGGCGAGAAAUCAGUCACGCAAUCAAGAACGUCCAUGGUGUCAGAACGGGGCUGUUCACUCCAGACCUGGCGUUUGAGGUCAUCGUGAAAAAGCAGAUCGUUAAGCUGAAAACGCCCUGUCUCAAAUGUAUCGAUCUGGUCAUUCAGGAGCUCAUCAACACAGUCAGGCAGUGCACCAACAAGCUCAAUUCUUACCCAAGGCUGAGAGAGGAGACUGAGAGGAUUGUCACCACCCACGUGAGAGAGAGAGAAGGAAAGACCAAGGACCAGGUUCUGCUGCUGAUUGACAUUGAGCUGUCCUACAUCAACACCAAUCAUGAGGACUUCAUAGGCUUUGCUAACGCCCAGCAGAGAAACACAGCUGCAAACAAGAAGCGGCCCAUACCCAACCAGGCAUGUUGUUCUACUGCGAAGCAAAACGUAAUCACAGGAUGCUGUUGGUUGUUUUGUUGGCUGGCCAUUAACCCACAAGCAUCUUUCGAAUGGAGAUUUCAGAAUGUGCAUGGACACUGCAUCGAUCAACUGAGCAACAAAUGACAUAACCAAAUGUUUGUAUACCUGAAGUAAUUCUAAUUGCAUGUAACUCUCUUGCCCUGUCUCUCUCUCUCUCUUUCUCUCUCUUUUUCUCUCCUGCCUCCACCAUCUUGGACUACUGCUUUCUGUUUCCUCCUUUUUUUUCGCUCCCCUCAAACAUAUCAUUCCUUACCCCUUUUUUCCAUCCUUAUCUUGACCUCUUUUUCUCUACUUCCUCUCUCCUUCCAACUCUCCACUUGCUCCCUUUUUCCUCACCUCCCAUCUCUCAUCUCUUCCUUAUCUUUGCCUGCUCCCCUUUGCUUGAAUUUUCCCUCACCUUCCUUUUAACUGCAGGGUGAGAUUCUGGUAAGUACCCGAAAUAUUCUAACCGCGCUCUGCCGGGGGCAGCAGGGGUAGGCCAUGCAGGAGACUGAGGCCAACACACAGGUCAGCCAGUAUGGUUAGGGUGGAGAAGACAGAAUGCUGAGAGACAACAGGACAAACGGCUUCCUGCACAUACAGGAAUGUAUACCUCACCAUAAUGAGUUGUUUUACCCCUCUGCAGCUUGGCGUACUAGGAGAGGUCCAAGAGGAGAAGGUAGAGUCUCCAGAUGAAAUUCAUAUCAACAUCAAUUCUAGCUUUAGCACGCAGUUACCAGUAAUUUGGAACUGACUAAACAGUAACACACGGCAGGUUCACUCGUAAUUCUUGGUUUAGUUUAUUAAGACAGUAAUUGUCUUUAAUUGGACACAUCUGGGUUGCUACUAACAUUUCACUUUUUCUCCACCCAAUAUUUUUAAACAGGACAUUAUAAUUCCAAGAGAUUAUUGCACUUGGCAAUUCUUUGUGUUUCCUGUUAAGGACCUCAGAGAGAAAUCCUCAAUCACUGACCGUGGAGUGGCGUCAGUUCUCAUGUCUUAGGGUUUAUACCUCUGCUGCUGCCUCGUGCAUUGUGAAAGUGUGCCUCGUGAGAAUCAUCCCUAACAUCGCUGGGGUCGAAACGGGGAGGGAGUGGGAGGGGGGAUUUUAAUCGACAACACAGUAAACAUUUUGAUUCUUUGAAAUCUUCUUUGCAUUAAUUUCCAAUGAUUUCUUUUUAAAGUACAUGUAUGUAAAAAACCAUUUCCCUCUAAAACGACAUACAUAUCCAAAAACCCACCAGUCUCCACGUUCCUAAUGAGUAUUUCUGUAUUCAGAGCGAAUCAAAUUUGUUUGUAAUGUCGUAUGGGGACUGGUCAUGGCUUUGGGAUACAUUCCAAUGAUUUCAAUGGGCUCGUUUCAUUGUAAUCAUUCAAAUGUUGUUUUCCUUUGGAGUUCAUCUCAGAAGUAACCGUACACCUUAAACAAAUACGUGUGACGCAUACAUCUACAACCAUCUUGGCAGUUGUCAUCUACUAGCAAAAAGUAUUCAAACUAAAGCAUCUCAUUAUCUCCUCUUUCUUAAUGUCAAUUGGUUUAACAUUUCCCUCUGACUUUAACAAAGUGGAUUUCAAACUUUAAAGUCGUUUUUCCCCGCAUGUCUAACUAAUAAUGUUAUUGCCUCCUCAUGUUUAUGUUGCUGUUGGAACUAAUCAACAUGUUUUAACCCCGUCACUCACCCUAGUCCUCUGUUGGAUGGAGAGGGAGUGCAGAAGAAUAAAAUACUUUUCUCUUAAUAAUAAUAAUAAUAAUAAUAAUAAUAAAUGGGAUUUAUAUAGCG